This is a messenger RNA of Linum tenue, 990 nucleotides long. The record is from the annotation of a GenBank genome assembly. Lineage: Eukaryota; Viridiplantae; Streptophyta; Magnoliopsida; Malpighiales; Linaceae.
AUGAAAUCGGCAUUGAUGAUGAUAUUGGCGUGUCUCCUUGCGGCAGCGGGAACAAGCAGCGUGGCUGCCUUGUUCAGCAUAAACUUGAGCUUGACUUUGGAUUUCUACGCCUCGACGUGCCCGGGCGCCGCUGCCAAGAUUAAAGAGAUGGUGGACGCGGCAGUGCAGACCGAGACUCGCAUGGGCGCAUCUCUCCUCCGCCUUCACUUCCACGACUGUUUCGGGUGUGAUGCGUCCGUGUUGUUGGAUGACGUGCUUCCGAGUUUCGUGGGAGAAAAGACGGCGCCUCCCAACGACAACUCGUUGAGGGGGUUUGAAGUGAUCAACAACAUCAAAACCGAAGUAGAGAAACUGUGCCCUGGAAAGGUCUCCUGUGCGGAUAUCUUGACGGUGGCUGCCCGAGACGCCGUUGUCGCUCUGGGAGGGCCGAGUUGGCAAGUUCCGUUGGGAAGGAAAGACUCCACCACCGCGAACUUCACAGACGCCCUCGUAAGCCUGCCCUCGCCAUUUCUAGACUUGAGCGACCUUGCUGAUGCCUUCGCAAGUAAAGGCUUCUCCACUCAAGAAAUGAUCACCCUCUCAGGAGCUCAUACGGUGGGGAAAGCUCGAUGCGGCCUAUUCCGGCAGCGUGCUCACAGCGAAGGCAACAUCGACCCGGCCUACGCGGCUUUCCUGCAGUCCAUCUGCCCCGGAACCGACGGAGUCGGAGACGACAAUCUGGCGCCGCUCGACAACUCCACCACCACCGACACCUUCGACAGAGGCUACUAUCUGAGCCUGGUGGGAAAGAAAGGGCUGUUGCACUCCGACCAGGCUCUGCUUCCUAAUGGAGGCUCCUCCAGCACCCAGAUUAACACCUACAAUAGCUUUUUGCUUGGUUCCGUUUCUUUCUUCACCGACUUCUCCAACGCCAUGGUCAAGAUGGGAAAACUCACUGGCCCGGCUGGCAACGUUGGUCAGAUCAGGACUGACUGCAGCAGAGUCAACUAA